CGCCGAGCGCGCGCCACACACACUCAACACUGACAGGACAGCGGCACGUGUGGAGCACACGACAACGCACGACUUGGACCAGACUCUUUCUGAACACAGCACAAGGGGACGCGCGACUGACACACGACAACGUACGACGAUUCGCGACUCGGUGAAGACAGGCCCACGACAGCCUAAGGAGGGACACGACAAUCGGAUCAAGCCAGAGAACCAAUCGCAGAAGUAAAAUGAUGCAGAAGACACCCCUACUUUUCGUACUGGUGGCAGCCCUGCUGGUGGUGCAGGAGACACAGGGCGCCGCACUGGGGAAGGGUCCACUCAGAAGAAGGAGACAGACGGAGGUUUCCAUGACGCAGGGGAAGAGCCGGGGCCGAGUGGAGCAGGCCCGCCUGGUGUGGCUACACUCGCUACUGGACGCCUUGGCGACUGCUGAAGACGACCCUCUCGUGGAGUUGCUGUUUCCGGAAGAAGAACCCGAGGAGUCAGCCGGAAGUGACGACGUAGAUCGGCGGCGAGAGAAGAAAGACGCUCGUCACUUCCGGCCUGGCGGUUUCCCUGGUUACCGGUCAGUGCACAGCAAGCGGAACCUGAGCGAGUACAUCAUGAAGAGCGACGAGCAGCGUUUGAAAAGGCAGGCCCUACUCGCUGCUCUGCUCGGAUUGGUGGACGAGGCGCUCCUUAACCCGGAUGCAGCAGGGAAUGCCGGGAGUGACGGGGUCGUUGGGCCCAACGCCUACGAAACAUACAUGGCACAGAAUCAGGCAGAGCAAUGAUAGGACCACGGCCAGUCUUGAUGACGUAGGGUAUUAGCACACGUGACUAUGGCGCAAGCGUUGUCCGCCAUUUUGGAUGGUUAAACCCGGAAGUAAUCAGGUAGAUUGGAGUGUAAUGUUUAGAGUAACGUUAUUAUUUUAAAUUACACACAAGCAAAUUUGUGUGUUUGACACUUCCGGGUUGAACUAACCAACAUGGCGGCCGUGACGUCACCACCAAACACGAAAUUGCUCAAGAAUUACUGGUAGUGAUUUAAUAAGGACAACGGUCUUCUUAACGUGACGUAAGCACCGAUUUACGACGACAAAACAAUUCCAUGUUUGACUGUUAGUGAGAAACACAAGAGUGCACAAGACCUGAGACCGACUGACUAAAUCUGUACGUCCUCUAUUGGUAGAGAUAUCAACAAUUAAAGUAACUAAUCCAUCGGAAUCCUUAUAUUCGCAUGACAUUUUAUUUGUGACGGUUAUCAACAUUGUAACGAUUUCCAUGCUAUAUCCGCACACAAAGAAAAAAAAACAUUCUCCAACAAUUUUUCGGUCAGUGACCUGACCCUUCUCAAGUUGCAAUGACCCAAAGCUUACGCUACGUACCCAUGGAACGGAAGUGACGUCAGCAUAUGGGUCAAAGGUGACUGGUAGUCUUGAUUUGUCCUUUCAACUUGAGAAGGGUCAGAGUCUUGCCCUGAGACUUUGUGUUCGGAUGGAGCGUUUUCAAUCUUCUUUAUAUAGACCAUAUUAGAGCUUCUUCAUUUGAAUAUCGGAUUACAUGACGUCAUUCAGAGUUAGUCUAUAUUCAUAAUGUCAUUGAAAGUUCGCCGCCUUGUCUUCGCAUAUUUUAUAGCAUAUUUAUUACUUAUUUCAUAACAUCUAAUAUUUAUUUAUUUGUUAGUAAAAGUGCCUCUGUCUUUCUGCACCAUUGUUUAGCAGUAUUACUGGAGCAUCCCCAUGCUGGUAUAAUGCAGUAUUACUGGAGCAUCCCCACGCUGGUAUAAUGAAUGUAUAACCGAUAGUCUACUGCCGUGGUGAGCGGUUUUAUACCGACGUCAUCCACAUACUGUACGUCGGUACGACUCAAACCUCCGUUUGUAACGGGGGGGAUCACGUGAGAACAGAUUAGAUAUCAGAGGAACCCACAAUAAAUAUGGAGGAUUGUGAA
Molecule: messenger RNA, 1932 nt
Organism: Branchiostoma floridae (Florida lancelet)
Lineage: Eukaryota; Metazoa; Chordata; Leptocardii; Amphioxiformes; Branchiostomatidae
Exons: 4
Coding region: 228-773 (181 amino acids)
Source: RefSeq, a predicted model, not a curated record